Molecule: messenger RNA, 4635 nt
Organism: Pochonia chlamydosporia 170
Lineage: Eukaryota; Fungi; Ascomycota; Sordariomycetes; Hypocreales; Clavicipitaceae
Exons: 3
Coding region: 1-4635 (1544 amino acids)
Source: RefSeq, a predicted model, not a curated record
AUGGAUCCUUUUGUUUAUCUUGCAAGAUAUAGGGUCGUUGUGUGUGAGAAAUGUGGAUUUGCGUGUGUAUCUGACGAGGUACCGACCCAUCUCCUGUCGAAACACCGGGAUCUGCCAAUUACGAAGAGGCGAACGAUCGCAGAGGCCAUUGCGAAACUGCCACACGUCCGCCGGAAUCAGACCGAUCUCGUCGAUUUUGAGUUUCCGCCUCCUACCGCAGGUCCAAUCCCUCAGUUGUCGCCUCCACAGACAAAUGGUCUCAAGUGCCGCAGAUGUCCUUAUGUUGUCAGGCACAAAAAGAUGAUGAAAAAGCAUUGCCGAGAAUGCCACAAGUGGCAAAACAUGCAGGGCCGUGGGCGCCCGCGUCUAGACCGAAAAGAUGUGACGAUAGGUACAUCAGGACUAGCUCCUGAGCUGCCAUGGAGAGAUAAUGUACACUGCCAAAGAUUCUUCUUGUCGCGAGCUGCAAGUGGCUGGUUUGAGGUUGAGCGGAAGGCGGCACUUGGCAAAUCUAAGCAGGCUCGGGAAGGCUCCACGAAACAGCUCCCAAAUCCCAACCAGUUGCCGCCAGAGACACGCGGGCAUAUCCAAGAAGUACUUGAGCGCCAUGAGAAAUAUAUGGGUGCUCUGAACCAGCCACGACAUUAUGCCAAAGCUUUGGGGGAGGAAUCGCUUACUGCUACAAGUCCUUGGCUAGAGCGCACACAAUGGCGAACAAUAUACAAGAACGCCCGACGAGAUAUUCUACGCGCAAUGACGCGGCUACCAGUCAGAGAACAUGGCACGGGGGAAUGGAAAGAUAUGGUCCUGGGACAAGGAGCACACGAGGAUGACGAUUUUAUUAUCAGUCCCUGGCAAGAUGAACAAAAGCUUGCCUGCAUGCUGGGGGCUAUCGACUUGAUGAUUGACCGCUGCGAAACUACGUCAAAAGCAUUUUCUGUCAUGACAGAACCAAGCACUAAAUACCGGUAUCGAACUGCGUGGAAACAGUUUCUGAUUUUCGUCAUUCGAGGGUUUUUAAUGACUAGUACGAACAGAGACCUAGUCAAGAUCCGCCUCUUCCCUGAACUCAUUCAUCAGCUCAACUUACUCUGGAAACACAGAGUAUGGGAGGGCAUGGAUAUGAGAAGAGGAAAAUGGCCAAAACUGGUUAACAAACGAUAUGAAACCGACGAUUUUGUGGGACAUUGGGAAAGUGACGAUUCCGAAUUGGCAGCCAUGGACGAAGUGAUGAGUGGGGAUGACUCUCAGAAUGAGCCAAGUCCUACCAGUAUGGAAGAUAUGGAGGAAGAAUUCGAAGAGGGGCUAGAAGAUGAGCUAAACGAUUUCCAUGAUAACAACUCAGAAGAGGAUCUGGAGAACGAAUCUGAGGCAGAGGUAUAUUUAAACGACAGACAUCCUGAGAAGAAUUCGUGCCAGGAAGCUGCUGAGCUAGAGGUUUUGGAGCUUUUGUUCAAAUUAAGUCUAACACUGAGCACACAGCAAUAUCUGGAUGGCCAUCCUGGGUCCACACUGCUUGUUUACUUUACUGGCAUAUUUGGUUUCUCCGCAGAUUGUCGACGAUUUAAGCUUGCUCGACAAUUUAGUCCAGCACUAGCUGGACCAAUAUAUUGCUCACGUCUUAUUUUUCUCGAGUACGCACUACCUCUUUUUGCAUACUCGUAUAUUGGCAUUAGUCAGAGACCUAGCACGCGACAAGUCGAGCAUCUACGAAGUGUUUGUGACAAGUACACAGUGGUUGGGUCACCAUCACCAUUGGCCGAGCUCAUCAGUCUGCGAAAUUUUGGAUAUGUUAUUGCGAGGACGGAGCCACCUGCCUACCUGCUACGAUGGAGCGAUGACGGAGAAAACGUCUCACUGGGAGACUUGUUCACAUUAAGCAUGAGUGCAUUUCGUCAAUUAAUCGACUAUUUUAUCUCACGAGCAGAGCAGCUAUGCGACGACCUAAUGUAUAACUGGAGUCCUGGUAUACAUCUUUCCGAUAUAAAAGACGAUAUUAGCAAUGCACAGCCAGGCUACUCAUUUAUAUCUCACCCGAAAAACAAUUUUGAAGACGAAUACCGGAUUCUUCUAGCUCGCGCAUGUACCUGCCGCAGUUCGCAACUUCGACAGCUAGCUGGGCAUGAUCGAUGGCGGUGGACUGCUGUGAAAGAAUAUAUCAAGAGCACAAAAGAUUUAGAAGAGACAUUUGCUGGUGGUCUUCUUACUGCGUGCGGCCAAACACCGCGCUUACGAGAGCUCUUUAGUAUUGAGUGCGAGAACAGCCCAUCAGCGUUACGUAAUAUUUUGUUCUGGAAUGGCAAAAUGAUGUACGUACUGCGACACCAUAAAGCCAAGCGGUCUACAAAUCAUGAGUUUCAUGUCGCCCGGUUUCUUCCCGCAAGGCUAGCCAUGGUACUCACGAAGUAUCUUGUCUAUAUCCGUCGAGUCGCUGGUAUUUUGCGCCGAGAGGAGCUUGGAUAUACAGAGAGAAGACAGGAAAUAAUGGAAAGAUCUCUGCUAUUCCAAUCAAAUAAAAAGGCAUGGCCGGCUAGUCGAAUGACCACCAUACUCAAGAAUGCUUCAAUAAACGUAUGUCAGCACAAGAUCACUCCCCAAAUGUACCGACAAGUGGCUAUUGGAAUUACGGAAAAGCAUGUUCGAGAGGUACAUACGCCGUUUAAUCGUUAUGAUGAUUUCGUGGCCAGAAUUGCUAGUCUUAGCGAGGCUAGAAUAUGCCAGCGCGCAGUAAAACCCGGAGCUGGUGUCAAGUCCCACUUUAGCCAUAUACAUCGGGUAAAGGGAGAACAGCUUAAAGACAUUGCGGAUUAUGCCAACGCAGACUCGCUUCACGAUCCAAAUACAAUUGAACUGCCAGCCGACUGGAGCGAACCAGUGCCGAUUAUUAAAAUAGAACAUGGAUUUAGCUGUAACUCAUGUCGGUAUCUUACGAGAUCGGAGAAGAACGCAUUGCAUCACUGGAAAGAGUCACAACACAACCGUGGGGGACCAAAAUACAGUGCUGUAAAACUUCAGUCAUGGACGCCGACCAAACGCGCGAGAUAUUGGAUUAUUAACGUUCCCGGCGACAGUACAGUAGCGCCACUGCCGCCGUCCGGGCCGGAGGAAAGCGCGAUGGACAAUAUUAUUGCUGAGAGCCAGGCCGAGCUACUAGAAGAGGAUACCAAGCGAAACGAGCAUGGUAAUAGGCAAGAGGGCAUUGACUUUGACUCGACUUGGGUUAAGCAUAUGAAGUGGGUGAGGCACUUUGGGGAUCGAAAUCUGCUCGAUAUACACGAUGCGGCCCAGGGGAUACGAGCAAGAGCCAGCAAGGCAAAGACGAGAGCUCCCGAGGACGAGAUGAAUACGAGAGAGACGCAACUUCUUACGCGACUGGGCGAGAGCUUUGAUCGAGAGGUAGACCGCUGCAGCUGGCGGCUUUCCAGCGUACCAGACGAGACAUUACAGUGUCUUCGCGGCAUUGAGCCAGGCAAGCCGCAUCAAAGCCCGUUUAGGCGCACGACGAAGGACAAGUCACAGGCGAGGUACCAGGCUGUCGGACAUCGCUACUUAGAGUUCUGCUGGCGGGCAUACCAGCUAGGUCGCGAGGAAGCGGCAAGCCAACUGGCAAUGCGUUUUACAGACGAGCAGUGGAGUCUAAUGGGAGACGUGGCCCACGAGCUAGAGGACGAAGACCAGCCGCUAGACAACAAACAGGCCGAGCAACAGAACGACAGCGGCUUCUUCAGCGGAGAUGACGACGACAGCGAUGGCAGCGAAAACUGGGGGGACGACGAGUGGGAGCAAAUAUUCGGACACAGAGAGACCGCUGUGAUGGGGACAAGAUCGCUCGACCAGGCCGUGUUUCAAUUCAUGAUCGCUUCGAUCAAAGUGCGUGUUGGCGGAGACAUGUACAGCAACGCAAUGCUGUGCUUUUGCGCGGCAACCGGCAUUAGGAGGCACCCGCUGGGCUUUACGGAAGCAUAUUUAUAUACCGGUGUGUUAGCGGCGCUAGCAUGGCUGGCUCGUCUCUUCUUUCUCGAGGCUGGAUUUGAGAAUGUGUCGCCAGAAGAGCACGGCAUUGGAGUGAAGACUCUUGAUCGAUUCAAGGAGGACCACGCGAGGUGGAUGUGCGUAGGUACGUAUACGGUCAUGAGCAAGAUCAUCAACUGGAUGGCGUAUGGCAAGGGACAUCGCAAUAAGACGGUCGGGCCGCCAACGGUGCGCUGGACGGACAACUACGAGGCGUUAAUGCACAAUGGCGAGCGGCUGGUCGUGCGUGACUUCCAGCGGGCAGCUUGCACAGUCAUGGUUCAAGCGGACAAUUUGCUCAACCAGCUGCUUGGCGGUAGGUGGGAUCGCAUCGGCCCCGGAAUAGACAUGAAGCGGAUCGUUGACAGCACGUCGAGAGUUGGGGCGGGCCAUUCGUUUGCGACGAACGACAAGAACGCUUGGCUAGAGGUCGGGCCGGGCAAAGUUCUGCGUUCUAUGGAGGCGUCAAUAUUUGACAAGAAGACAAACCAGUGGAAGCAGGCUGGCGUGCGAAGGUGGAUGCGGUGGCUGCGUGUAUUCCGAGAAGCAUUAAUGCUCCUGUCACAUAUCUGGGAAGGGCAACCGGGGCGUGGGCCCGAAACGGCAACAUUACGGCAACUGUGA